AUGUACGGCCGACUGCCGUCAAGAGCAGAGCUCUUGAACAGAAAACUCAAGGACCGCAAAUUCUUCGACUCGGGCGACUACGCUCUCAAGCAAGCCGGUAAAGACACUACACAGGUGGUAGGUUCGGAACAUCCAGUGCCCGAAAUCAUCCCACACCACACAUCCCCACCACAGUCGCGGCACGCCAGUUUCUCGUACGGUUCGGCCACCGCUGCUCAUGACCCUAGCUUGAUGGCUGCUCAUGAACUGGACCUGAAACUGAAAGGCAUCCACCGGUCGUCGAUUGCCUAA
This is a messenger RNA of Sugiyamaella lignohabitans, 291 nucleotides long. It is a transcript of the gene IGO2, whose product is annotated as Igo2p. The transcript has a single exon. The record is from RefSeq and is a predicted model, not a curated record. The coding region runs from base 1 to 291 and encodes 96 amino acids. NCBI's taxonomy places the organism in Eukaryota, Fungi, Ascomycota, Dipodascomycetes, Dipodascales, Trichomonascaceae.